This is a messenger RNA of Hypanus sabinus (Atlantic stingray), 1489 nucleotides long. RefSeq names its product probable G-protein coupled receptor 132. The transcript is spliced from 3 exons. Gene Ontology annotation, biological process: negative regulation of G2/M transition of mitotic cell cycle; G1/S transition of mitotic cell cycle; G protein-coupled receptor signaling pathway. Gene Ontology annotation, cellular component: membrane. The coding region runs from base 1 to 1245 and encodes 414 amino acids. The record is from RefSeq and is a predicted model, not a curated record. Gene Ontology annotation, molecular function: G protein-coupled receptor activity. NCBI's taxonomy places the organism in Eukaryota, Metazoa, Chordata, Chondrichthyes, Myliobatiformes, Dasyatidae.
AUGGAGAGCAAGCUGUUGCCCCUGCAGCAGGCUCCCACUCUCCAAGCAGCUGAUGAAUCCAAAGGUAUGGCACCAGCUGUGUUCCAGGAGUUGCCAGCCCGUGCUGUACAGAAACACGCUCACUCUGAACACAGCCAGUCGCCGGGUGACUUCCUAUCAAGCUCACACAGGGAGCCUUUCCUAAAGGUUGGGGCGAACGUACUGUUUGCUGACGGGGAGCCGGUUGCCAUGAGCAACAUCACCUGCAACAUCACCUACAGCCACUCCAGUAUCCCUCUCACCACCGUCUACAGCCUGGUGAUGGCCUUUGGCUUCCCAGCCAACCUGCUGACCCUGAUCCUGAGCACACUGAAGAUCCGACGGAAGAACAUACUCUCCGUGUACCUCUUCACCCUCUCGCUCUCGGACCUGGCUUACCUCUGCACCAUCCCAAACUGGAUCACCUAUGUCCAGAACUUGAACAAGUGGCACCAGAGCCAGUUGUCCUGCAAGAUUACCGGCUACAUAUUCUUCAACAACCUCUACAUCAGUAUCCUCCUGCUCUGUUGCAUUUCUGUCGACCGCUGCCUCGUGGUUCUCUACCCUAUCGAGGCCCGGUGGCGCCGGCGCCGACGGACGGCCGUGUUAGUCUGUGUCAUCGUCUGGUUGAUGGUCAUGGCCAUCCACACCCCUGUCUUCGUUCUGUCCGGUGUGCAGAGUAACCAGAAGAAGAAUGACUCCUGCUUCGAGACAUUUCCUAUGCCACCCCUGGUAGCGAAGUUCAAUUAUGCCCGCUUUUGCGUGGGGUUCUGUAUUCCCCUCUGUAUCUUGGUCUGGAGCAACGUCCUCAUCUUCCGCCGCAUCCAGUCCAGCCCCUGCCUCAACCUGGCUCAGAAAGCCAAGGUGAAGUACCUCGCCUUGGCCGUGAUCCUGAUCUUCUUCAUCUGCUUCACCCCCUACCAUAUUAUCCUCCUGAGCCGGGCCGUAGCGUACUCCAUGUAUCCAAACAACAGCUGCUGGUUUGAGCAGAAGAUCUACACAGCAUCCACGGUGUUCCUCUGCCUCUGCACGGUCAACAGUGCCAUCAACCCCUUCCUCUACAUGUUCUCCUCUGAGAGUGUGAGGCAGGAGCUGAGGCGGGACCUCCGCAUCCUCGUCUGCCUUCCCGUCCCGCAGGAAAGUGGGACUGACAGCUACACCUUCAGGAACGGCCCAAGCUCUCGGGUCUCCAUCUCUCGGAGGGAGGAGGUGACCAGCUUGAACUGAACAGCUUGGGGUCCUCAGGCACACGGAACAUUGGUGGACUCCACCUGCGUCUCAGCUGGCCAGCUUUUUCCAGUGGACCAGAGUCUUGCCAGACGCCAGGGAAGAUUUCCGCAGAGAUUUCAAUCACCAGGCAUCCUGAGAUCCAGCUGAGACAUGGUAGAUGCCAAGAUCUGGCCUGAGAAUGGAAGGGCAGCAGACAUGGGCACACCUCCAGGAGACAGUUAUCCUUGCUGGAAACUGGGUU